Plasmodium cynomolgi strain B is the source of this 579-nucleotide messenger RNA. RefSeq lists its product as hypothetical. The coding region runs from base 1 to 579 and encodes 192 amino acids. Lineage: Eukaryota; Apicomplexa; Aconoidasida; Haemosporida; Plasmodiidae. The transcript is spliced from 2 exons. The record is from RefSeq and is a predicted model, not a curated record.
AUGUAUUCUAAUUUUGAACGUGGAAUGGAGGGGUGCGAAAAUAUUCAGUUUUAUGAUACCCUAAGUGGAUAUUUUAAAGAAAGUUAUUUCGAGUAUGAUCUUCUUAGCAUAUCUGAUAGAAUUCUAAAGGCUGUUUGCUAUAUAUAUAAAGAAAAAGAGAAUAAAAAUAUUAAUUUUGACAAAGAACUUUGUUCGUAUUUUUAUUAUUGGUUAGGUGAUAAAAUAUAUUCUUUAGUAAAUGAUAGGAAAGAAUUCUUAAGAAUUAUUAACACGAUUUAUGAAGAGCUAAAUGAAAAUAAUCCAAAAGAAUUUAAUGUGUGUGACGAUUAUAUUAGCUUAAUAGAUAAAGAUACAUUUAACAAGAAUAAGUUGCUGUUUGAUUAUUCUAAGGAUUAUGAAAAAAUAGAACUUGAUACUGUUUAUCCUAAUACAUGUAAUGAAGAUUAUAAGAAUUACAUAGACAAAUAUAUUAGUGCAUAUAACGAAGAAUAUUCUAAUUGCUAUAAUAGAGAACGGAAAUAUGGGAAGCUAGCUCAAAAAUUCACCAAAAUCCAGAAACAAUUGAAGCUUCUCCUAUAG